Molecule: messenger RNA, 534 nt
Organism: Triticum turgidum subsp. durum (durum wheat)
Lineage: Eukaryota; Viridiplantae; Streptophyta; Magnoliopsida; Poales; Poaceae
Source: the annotation of a GenBank genome assembly
AUGAAGAACAGGGUGGUGAAGACAGAGAAACACUCUAAAGUUGUAGAAGAAUCGCUUGGUGUCAUCACUCAGAAAUGUCGGGAGACUAGUGAAGAGAAUAAGGUGCUCAUGCGUCGGAUUAAAGAGAAGCACUUGGAGCAUGAGGAAGAGAUGUCUUCCCAGGAGAAAUUUUUCGAUGACCAGAUAGAAAACCUUUACAAGGCCAUGGAGGAGAAAGAAAGUGAAUAUGAGAAGGGACUGCAGGAGGAGCGUGCAAAGGCUAGACAGUAUGAUGUGGAUUCUGGGACUACUGAAAAUUGCAGGCUAAGGAAGGAGGAAGUGCAGCAUUUCAUAGAUUGCCAGGCUAAGGGCGUGGAGGAGUUUAUGUCUAAAAGGGACGAACUGAUAAAGGCACACGAGAAGAAGAAGGUGCAGCUCAAGAGAGAGUAUAUGGAGAAGGAGGUGGAGCUCGAGAAGGAGCUCGAUGCCGCUCUCACGUUUCUGAUGGAGAAGCACGAGCCAGACACCUUCAAGGCUUCUAGCUCCAGCUCGUGA